AUGAGCCUCUCCGGUGUGCUGCCCAUGGAGCUGCUGCUGGAGAAGGAAGGUCUGGCAGUCCAUCAGAUAAUCACCAUCACAGUGUCACUCAUCAUGGUCAUCGCUGCUCUGAUAACGACUCUUGUCUUAAAGAAUUGCUGCGUGCAGAGCGGGAACACGAGGCGCAACAGCCACCAGCGCAAGAUCAAUCAGCAGGAGGAGAGCUGCCAGAACCUGACGGACUUCACCCCCGCACGGGUGCCCAGCAGCCUGGACAUCUUCACGGCCUACAACGAGACGCUGCAGUGCUCCCACGAGUGCGUGCGGACGCCGGUGCCGCUCUACACGGAGGAGGCGCUGCACUCACCCGGCGAUUACAAAGCGGCUUUCAACGGGAACAGACCCUCCUCUUCUGAUCGGCACCUUAUUCCUGUGGCCUUCGUGUCUGAGAAAUGGUUUGAAAUCUCCUGCUGACUGGCCGAAGCCUGUUCGACCUCGCGGGGGCAGGACAGACACCGUGCGGCUCUU
Molecule: messenger RNA, 507 nt
Organism: Tinamus guttatus (white-throated tinamou)
Lineage: Eukaryota; Metazoa; Chordata; Aves; Tinamiformes; Tinamidae
Source: RefSeq, a predicted model, not a curated record